AUGUAUUCAGGAUUAUGGACUAAAAAUGGAGAACAAAUACUUCCAUCAUUUAUAUCGAUCAAUGCCAAAGUUGUAGAUUUGGCAGCACAAAUCGUCUUUACCAAGACCUAUUCAGACAUUAACAAGUAUUUCGCCACAAUGAACAAAAUGAACAGUAGCAACGAAGAGGAUGCAACCUUUAAAGCAUUUUUAAAUACAUCCAUGGGUGUAUUAUGUGGUUUCGAAAUCAAUCUCGAUGGUAAGAAGAUCACAUCCCAAGUCGUUAGUCAAGCCGAUGCAAUGAGAUUGUUUGAAAAGAAUCAAAUCAGUACUGCCGAUGAUAUCGUCAAGGAAGCCGAGUUCAACAAUUCCGAUCCACACAUUGAAGAGGAUUUCUUUCUCUGUAAAGUUAAUAACCUCUCUCAAUAUAAGGAGCUAGAAAUUAUUAUCACUUACUCCACUGAAAUGUCAACCCAAGGUGACUAUCUUUUUAUGGAAUUCCCAACUUCUCUAACUACAAUUAGAUCAAGUCAAUUCUUUGAAACUUUAGAUAAUGAAAAUAGUACAACAAAUACAAAUACACAAACUCAACCACAAUCUGUAAAUACAACCACCACAACAACACCAUCAACAACCACAGCCACAAAUAUAACAAAUAUAAAUAAUAAUAUACAAAAUAUAGGAUCAUCAACAACAGGUGGUUUAACACAUUCAACAUCAUCUAAUAAAUUAUCAUUAUCAUCAUCAUCAAUUCAAGUUAAUCAAAAACAAGGUUUAUUGAUUGAGAUGAAUUUAGAUAUGCCAUCAAAAAUCUCCGAAAUUAUUUCACCAUCACAUUCAGGUUUGAUUGAUGUCGAGUACAAAGGAGAGACUGGUAAGGUAACAUAUAAAGAUUCACGUUCUAUCGAUGUCGUUAAUCAAUCUGAUUUGGUUGUAUUGAUUAAAUUGGAUAACCCACAUGAACCAUAUGGUUUCAUUGAAGAGAAUGAAAAUGGUAGCCGUGCUCUUAUGAUUGCUUUCUAUCCUCAAUUAUCCUCUGCCGCUAUUGCCGCCUCUGCCACUACACCUGUCGUUGAAAGUGAAUUAAUCUUUUUAGUUGAUGUCUCAGAGUCAAUGGAAGGUUAUAAUAUGAAACAUGCAAAGAAAGCACUCCAUCGUUUCCUUCAUUCCCUUUCAAAGGAUACCUAUUUCAAUAUCAUUAGUUUUGCUUCAUCUCAUCGUAAAUUGUUUGCUCAAUCUGUCAAAUACAAUGAUGAAAACCUUAAAGCUGCCACUGCCUACGUAGAAUCACUCAAAGCCAUUAGCCAUGGUGAAACUAAUCUCUUGGAGCCAUUAAAAGAUAUCUACUCUGUUGAUGCAACUUGUCCAAGAAAAAUAUUCCUCUUAACUGAUGGUCGUGUUAAUAAUAUUGGUCCAAUCGUUGAUUUAGUUCGUCAAAAUGCUCAUAAUACUUCAGUUUUCCCAAUUGGUAUGGGUGAAUUCGUUUCACGUCAACUUGUUGAAUAUAUUGCAAAUGCAGGAUCAGGUGUUGCAGAAUUAGUAAUUGAAAAUGAAACCAUUGAAAGUAAAGUUAUGCGUCAAUUAAAGAGAGCAUUACAACCAGCAAUGUCAAAUAUUAAAGUUGAUUGGGGAUCAUUAUCAAGUAAGAGUCAAGCACCAAGAGAUUUACGUACAUUGUUUUUCGGUGAUCGUUUAACUAUUUAUAACAUUCUUGGAAAAGAUGAAAAGAUCGAUGGUACUACCGUUAAAUUAAUUGCAAAUGGUCCAACCGGUCCAGUAUCUUUCCCAGUUACCAUAAAGAGUGAAGAGACUAAAAAGGGUAAUCUCGUUCAUAGUUUAGCUGCCUAUACAUUAAUUCAAGAUCUUCAAGAUCAAAUCUAUGAAAAUAAUUUAGUUGAUCCAAAGGAUAUUGAUCCAAUUCGUCAAAAAAUCAUUGAUCUUGGUAUUAAAUAUGGUUUAGCUUCAAAUUAUACUUCUUUUUGCUCUGUUGAACAACCUGAUCAAUUUAAUGAAUUAUUAAAUAACAAUAAACAAUCAGAACAAGCACAAGAAACAACAACCACCACCACCACCGCAACCACAGUUGAUGAUAAUGUAGUUAUUGAAGAGAAUAAACAACCAGAACCAAUUGUAGAGGAACAACCACCAGUUUUAAAUGGCAAUAUUAAUUUACAAAAUUUAACAAUCAAUCAUGAUGGUAAAUCAAAUGAUAAUGGUUUGUUCAAAUCAAACGAUAGACUUAAAACUCAUCAUCAAGGUGAAAGCGCUAUGAUUUCAUUGAGAGGUUCUGCUAGUGGUAUCCCAACUACUUUAUCUGGUAGUGGUAUUCCAUUCUAUAAUCCAUCUUCACCAAAUCAUGAUCGUAAUAUCAAUACUACUCAACAACCAACACCAACACAAUCUACUCCAUUAAAAACACCAUUAAAAACUCCACUCACUCCAUUAUCAAAAUCUGGUCUUAAAGUUAGUUCACCAGAAUUUGUACCAAAAAAUACAUUAAGUGCUAAAGCUGCUCCAUUUGUUCCAUCACCAAAUAAAUUACCAACUACAACAACUUCAGCUCCAGCAACAACUCCAAUUACAACCCCAGCCCCAACUACUACUACUACUGAAGUUAAACCAACUGUUGCAGAACCAGUUAAACCAGUUGUUGCAGAACCAACUAAACCAGUCGUCGCAGAACCAACUAUACCAGCUGUCGCAGAACCAAUUAAACCAGUUGUUACAGAACCAACAAAACCAGUUGUUGAAGAACCAGCAAAACCAGCUGUUAAACCAACACUUUUUGAAAUGAUUAAAAUUGCUGAAGCUAAAGCUGCCGCUGAACAAAAAGCUGCUGCUGAACAAAAAGCAAUCGCUGAUGCAAAAGCUGCCGCUGAACAAGCUGCCAAACCUGUAGAACCAGCUGUUGUCCAACAACAACAACCACAACAAACCAAACCAAAAGCUGAUAAACAAUCAAAACAAAAUGCAAAGGAUAAUAAACAAUCAAAUAAACCAGUUGUUGUCGAACAAAAACCACCAGUUGUAACUGAAACUAAACCAACUGUUGCCACUGAAUCAGCUACACCAACUAAACCAACCUUUGCUCAAGCUGCUGCCGCUGCUGCUGCUGCUGCACAACAAGCUGCACAACAAGCUGCUGCAACAACUCCAGUCAAACAACAACCAACUAAACAAACUACACCAAAUAAAUCAACACCAGCUGUUGAAACUAAAUCAGUUGUUGCUGAAACCAAACCAGCAGUUGAACAACCAAAACCAGUUGAAACCAAACCAGUAGUUGAACAACCAAAACCAGUUGAAACUAAACCAGUAGAACAAACAAAACCAGUUGAAACUAAACCAGUUGAAGUUAAACCAACAGUCGAACAACCAAAACCAGUCGAAGUUAAACCAACAGUUGAACAACCAAAACCAAUUGAAACUAAACCAACAGUAAAUUCAAUUGCAUCAACACUUGCUAAUUUUGGAUUCCAAACCAAUGAACCAGCUAAACAAGCAACACCAACUCCAGCUCCAACUCCAGUACAAUCAAAUGAAUCUAACAACAACAACAACAACAACAACAACAACAACAACAACAAUAACAACAACAACAACAACAACAACAAUAUUGUUUCCUCAACACCAAUUAAAAAACCAGCAGUUACAAAUAUUUUACCAACUCAAGCAGUUAUUUUAUCAUCAGGAGGACGUCGUGUUUACAAUAAUGAUUUCUUAUUAUCAUUUAAAGAUUCAAAUACUAAAGCACCAGAUUCAUUAAAAACCACACCAAUCUUUUCAAAUGGGCCACAAGGUAUUAGCCCAUCAUCUGGAAAUGGUUCAAACAAAUCCCACUUUGGUAAGAAGAGAGGUGAUCGUGGUGGUAGAGGUGGUAGAGAUCGUAAUGCCGAUGCUGAACCAUCAACUCCAAUCAUUGUUAAGAAAGUUUUCUCUCAAGAUGUUCAAGGUACUCAUCAAGAAUUAUUAAAGAAAUUCAAAUUCAAUCUUAAUAGAAUUACAAUGGAUACCUAUAGUUCAUUGAUUAAAAAUAUCGAUGAAUUAAAAGUACCAGAUGAAGAAGCACUCAAAUCAAUCUCAAAGAUUCUCUUUGAGAAAGCAAUUAUUGAUCAAAAAUAUUCAGCCGUUUAUGCAAUUCUUGCAGGUCAUUUAGAUACAACUUUCCCAAAGUUUGCCGAACUUUCACUCAAACGUGCCAUUCUCGAUAAUUGUCAAACUGAAUUUAGUGCCGUUGUUGAUAAAUCCAAAUUUGAAGGUUUAAGUAAAGAAGAUCUCGAAGAACAAGAAUUCAUCAUAAAGAGAAGAGUUUUAGGUAACAUUAAAUUCAUUGGUGAGCUCUAUAAACAUGGUGUUCUCGGUGAAAAAGUUGCAAAAGCUAUCGUUGUUCAAUUGAUCACCAAAUGUGAAGAGAGAUUAGACGAAGAAUCCAUUGAACCAUUGGUUAAGAUUCUCAACACUAUUGGUAAGAAACUUGAUGAAGUCGAUAAGGCCAACACUGAUUUAUACUUUUCCAAAGUAACCAACAUCUCAAAUAAUCCAGUAGUUACCUCUAGAGGUCGUUUCAUUUUAUUGGAUCUUAUUGAUUUAAGAGCAAAUAAAUGGCAACCAAAGAAUUCCACCCAAACAAAAACCAAAAAAGACGAAUCAGACAAAGAAGAACGUUUCAUUGCUAAACAUGGUGGUCCACAAAAGAGAGAAAAUGAUUCACGUAGAGAUGGCGGUAGAGACUCAAGAGGUGAUGAUCGUAGAGGUGGCGGUGGUAGAGAUUCAAGAGGUGAUGAUCGUAGAGGAGGUAGAGAUUCAAGAGAUGCACCAAGAAGUGCAUUUGGUGGAAAGAGUAGUAAAGAUGGUUGGGAGACCGUUGGAGCAAAGGGAGGUAAUAAUAGAGAUAAAGGUGGACGUGGUGGUGAUCGUAGCGGCGGCAAACAAUCUCCAAGUGGUAAGAAAGAUUCAGGUUUUGGUCCAUCGUCAGGUGGUUCAAGCUUAUUUGGUAGUAGAAGAGGUGAUGAUCGUAGAGAUGGUGGUGGUAAUUCAUCACCAUAUCGUCCAGGUCAAGGAUUUGGUAGAAAGGAUGAUCAAUCAUCAUCAAUUCCAUCAAUUCCAAAUAGAUCCAAUGCAUUCAGUGCUUUAGAGGAUGAUGAUUAUCAACCAUCAACAUCACCACAACCACCAUCAGUAUUUGGUAAUCGUUCCAACGAUAGAGACUCUCGUGGUCCAUCAAAACCAGAUAAUCGUAAACAACCAGCUCAACCACCAGCCCCAGUUGAACCAGUUAAACCAAAGAUUAACUUUGAAAAGAUUGAAGAUGAUAUUUCAAUGACUUUGGAUGAAUAUGCUGAAACCCAAGAUAUCGAUGAAGCCAUCGAAUGUAUAAAAGAAAUUAACGAACCAACCGUUUUGGGUAAACAAUUCAACAUUUUCAUCAUGAAAUCAUUGGAGAGAAAAGAAAAAGAGAAACAAUUGAUCAUCGAAUUGUUCAGUGGUAUCUUAACAGCCCAAUUAUUCAAUGCCGAGCAAAUCAAAGAAGGCCUCAAAGAAAUCAUUGAUACCAUUGAAGAUAUUGAAAUAGAUCUUCCAUUCUCUGGUGUAUUCGUUGCAACAAUCGUGGGUAUUUGUAUAGAAUCUGAAAUAUUCCCAUUGAAUUAUUUAGAGGAAGCAUACGCUCAUUUGGUUGAUAGUGAUAAAGCUGAAGAGAUGAUUGUAAAUACAUUUAAUUCCAUCGUCAAAGUCUCUGAUAAAGAUCGUUUAGUCGAAAUCUAUGAAAAUACCAAAGGUCUUGAUAUCUUGAAGUUAUUCGCUCUCAAGAAUAGAAAAGUUGCCUACUUGGAAGAAUUCUAUCAAACUCAUUUCCCAUACCUCUCUCAUGAAAAAGCUGUCGAAGGUAGUAAUGAAUCAGCUUUGAAUGAACAACCAGAUCUCAUCGAACAUCUCUUAUUGUUACAAUCUGCUGAUGGUUAUUGGCAAUUGGAUAAGAAAUUGGCUGGUAUUUUAGGUAUCUCUUUAAAUAUUUUAGAAGAAGUCGAUUCUAGUGACAGUUGUGUUAUCACUACACACCCAGAGGUUUGGGCAACUUGUUUAGCUAUUACCUUUGUCAAUUUAAAUAAUGUAUCUGAUCCAGAUGAUGAAGAUGAUUUGGAAUUAGUACUCAGUAAAAGUCAUAAAUGGUUGGCUUCUCAAUAUCAAUCUGAUAAACCACCAAAACAAUCUCAAGAUGAUGUUUUAUUAAAAGCUAAAAGAUUAUUAAGUGAAGUUUUAUAA
Molecule: messenger RNA, 6240 nt
Organism: Dictyostelium discoideum AX4
Lineage: Eukaryota; Evosea; Eumycetozoa; Dictyosteliales; Dictyosteliaceae
Product: type A von Willebrand factor domain-containing protein
Exons: 2
Coding region: 1-6240 (2079 amino acids)
Molecular function (GO): RNA binding
Source: RefSeq, a predicted model, not a curated record